GUGAUCUUACUGUAUGACAUUUGAAUGAUAAAAACAAACCGAUCUUUAUUUGGAGCUGUUGUAGUUCUUUCGCGGUUUUCGUUCUUAUUGGGAGUAUUAAAUAUGCAUAUUGUUUUUAGUAAAAUAUACGUCUCUUUAAGAAACAACGUACAGAUUGUCUUUGUAAAUUGAUCAUCAUGUACACACACACAUUACGGGGCGAAAUUAAAUAAUUUGUUUUAAGAUCUGUUCUUACAUAAUUGUUAACCUGUCCGUCGUAGUUUAGGCCAGGGUUUGGAAAUCAUGCUCCUUUUCUAAUAAAGACGACAACAACAGGAGCAACAAACAUUUUCUAGACUGACCAGUCAACUUUCACGAUGUGGCGAUUGCAUUUUUAUAAACAACGAUUUAUUAAUUCCGUUGUUGCGUUAUCAUUAAUGAUUUAGGACAUAUACAAUAUGUAAAUAAUGCUGUAGUAAGGAAACAAUUAUUUUGUGAAAUACAACAUACAAUUUAACAUGUCUGAUGAAUACAAUAUACAAUACAUUUCUCUGUCUUGAUGGACUAUAUGCAUACAGUAGAAUUUUCUUUUUUUCCGAAGAUAAUGAACAACAGACUAAUAGAGGAAGCAAUUGAACAAGAACUGAGCAAAAUCUGCAUUAACCCUUCAGAUACUGAAGAAUUAGAAACGUUUUCAGAAGAUGAAACAAUUUUUGAUGAAGAACCAGUCCCUGAUGAAAUACCUGAGUCAGUUCUUUCUUGUUUGGAACUGGUUAAAAAUAGAAUGCAUAAUGCAGAACAACUCAUUCUACAGGACCUAGAGGAAACAGAUUGUGAUUUAAUAAAAAAAGACACGUGUGGCACCAUUUCAAAUCAUAGUGAAGAUUUUUGGAUGAAACUGGCGUCUGAUUAUCAUGAAGAUCCCAUCAAGUUAAGAGAAAGGAUAAUUCAUGAAAUUGAAGAAGAUGAAUCACUGAUAAACCAGAACAGGCCAGAGUUUAAGGUUGGAUCCCCAGAAACUUUAACUGAGCAAAUCCCAGAUGAGGACAAAGAGAAUCUUGAGGCUACUUUGGCUAAUAUGUACUUAGAAACUGAGAAACAGUGCCUGCUUGAACUGGAGAUCUUGGAGAAGAAAUUUAAAGAAAUGGAAGAAAAAAGAGCUGCAGAGCUUAAGGCAAAAAAAGAUCAACAGUUGAAAGAACAAAGAGAGGAGGAAGAGAAAAGGAGACACAGACAGAAGGAGUUUCAAGAGGAGUUAAAAAACAUAGAGUCUGAAAAUAUGGAGAAUCAGAAUGAAGUGGACGAGACUGAAAGAAAAGAAUUUGAAAAAUUACAAGAGGAUUUACGUGCUCAAGAGGAGCUCAUAAAACGCUUGGAAAAAACUAUGGAAGAGGAGAGGACAGCCUUUGAAGAGCAGCAAGCUACGGAAAGGAAAAGAGUAGAAGACCUUCGGCGCAGAGCGGCAACACGCAUUCAGGCUGCAGUUCGAGGAUUCCUGAUACGCAGGGCGAGUGCUUUCUUACUUAGCCAGAGGAGAGAGGAGAGGAAGAAGAAGAAAGAGCUGCAGCUGCAGCUGGAGCAAGAGCGGAGGGAAAGGGAAGAGAAGUGCAGAAGAAAGCUAGAGGAGCAAAAAUGCAGAGAAGAGGAAGAAAGGAAAAAGAAAGAUGAGGCAGAGAGGCAGGCAAGAGUGGAGCAGGAGAAAAGACGCGCUGCUUACGAAAAGGCCAAGGAAGAAGAGCGUUUGCGAUUGGAGGAGGAGCGGAAGCUGAAGUUAGAAGCUGCAAGGCAGGGAAAGAAAGAAGAGCUUAGGAAAAGGGAGGAAUUGGAGAGAAAAAUUAAACUGGAUGAAGAAGACAAGCGGAAAAAAGAAGUAGAAGAGAAGAGGUCAGAGGAGCACAGAAACCAAGAAGAGAUGGAGAAGAAAAGAUUCCGUGAGUUCAAGAGGAGGAAGGAAGAGGUGCAAAAUGCAGAACAAAUCCAGGAACAAAAUGUAGAACAAAUCCUAGCAGAGAAACUAAAGGGAUCACAAUUUGGCGAAUUUGAUGAAUUUGAAAAUAAAGGAGAUGGCACUAAACUUAACGACAAACUUAAUGAAACAUUACAAAAUAAUAGCACAGACUGCGAAAAAGUCAAGGAUGAUUCAGGUUUUUCGGAUUAUGAUGUUGACAAUAAAGAUGCUUCAGUUCAGGAGAUAUCACUCCAAAGCAACAAGAAAUCACUUAAUUGUGCUAGUGAGGAGAUGCCAUGUCUAGAGGAUAAUGAGGAUAAAACAAACAUGGAAAAUGCAAAGAAAAAUGAAGGUCUGUCCCAGGAAGAGAGUGAGAAAUGCCACAACAUGGAGAAAGAUCUAAUUAUGUCCUUUAGGCCAACAGGCUGUAUCCCAGAACCUAAAGGUAAUUAUCAUGGUGCUCCUGCUGUAGACAUGUAUUCUUUAACAAACCAGAUGUGCCUUCCUGAGUGUACUGAGCAGAAAAGGCUAGCAUGGAUGAAGGCUUGUACUCCUUGGUCUAAAAUUUCAAUGCAAAAUAAGAGAAAAGAGGUGGUGAAAAGGAAGGUGAUAAGAAGAGGUUCAGCAGUUCAGCUGCCUGCCCUGAGUACAAACACUAUCCUUCAGUCUGGUGACUGGAUUUCCCUACAGCAGGUUACAGCAGUUACCCUUCAAGACUUACCGGGCUGUAGCCUUUCUACUCUGUCUGAAUGUACUAAAUUACAAAUGCUGACAAUGAAAAGAUGUGGAUUAAAAGCUUUAGAAGGUAUCAGUGGGUGCAAAGAUCUUAAGUAUAUUAAUGUGCAGGAAAAUGCAAUCCAGUACAUUAACUGUCAGGGUAUGGAUAACCUUGAUGUUCUUCUCCUGAAUCAUAAUCAGCUUGCAUCUAUUCAUGGUUUGGAUGGAGCUGUUAAUCUACAUGCACUUGAACUGUCUCAUAAUCACAUCACACGCAUUUGUGGCUUAGAAUCUUUAAAGAAACUCCAAAGGCUAGUGUUAAGUCAUAAUCAGUUAAUCAGCACCAAAGGCCUGAAAGACACAGCCACUCUCUUGCACCUUGACUGUUCCUACAAUCAUCUUACAGAAAUUGAAGGGAUAGAAAAUUGUGCUCUUCUCUGUACAUUGAAGCUACAGGGAAAUAAUCUUACAGAGCCACCCAGUUUGGUAAACCACGUCUUGAUGAAGGAGUUGUAUAUAGAUGACAACAGCAUCUCAUCACUGGAAAGCUUAUCAGCUUGCUGGCUUCCGCUUUUACAGGUCCUUUCAUUAUCACAAAACAGCUUGACCCAUAUACCUCCACUGCUCGACUUCUUGUCUUUAAAAGAGCUUGAUGUGAGUUGUAACUGCAUAUCAGAGCUGAGAGAUGUUCAUUUGUCCCUUGAAGGCUCCACAAAUCUCAGGGAGCUUAAUUUGACUGGAAAUCCUGUUCAACAAGAAACUAAUUGGAGGUCUUCUUUGCAAAAGAUGUUACCUGGCUUAAAGAAGAUUAAUGGGGAGCCUAUCAGUUCUACACAAGUAUAUCUCACAGACAGAAGCGCUAGACCACCGCCAGGGAGCUUCUUGGCACUUUGUCAAGCACAGCUUAAGCAGCUAGAGCUCCUGCUCAAGAGACAUGAUAGGGAACUUCAAAGUAUUCUCAGCCCUCUGGAUGCCCCAAUGAUUAGAAGUCAGCAAAGCGAUGAACUGAUUACACUAGCUGAGGAACACAGAUAUGCUCAUGAAUAUGGAGAUCUGAGUGUCAACGAUGGAGAUGAACCAGAAACUCAAAGCAACCUUUUGAUGCAAGAAGGCAGUGACAGGCAUCAGCACAAUUUCCCUUUUAUCAGCAAAGCCAAGGAAAAUAACCAGGUCUCAAAAGAUCCUUCUACAAGAUGGAUCACUGCAAGCCAAGUUCAGCCUACAGUCAACUGCUGCACAGUCAGCCAAGAAGAGGGAAAUCAGGAAGGCCAAAUAUCAGGAGUGAAUGCAGAAAUUUCUUCACUUAGAAUUGGAGAAAGUAAGAGAAGAAUGGUCAAUGACAAAAGGGAGAGAAGUGACACUGCUGUGUCCUGCCAACACAUUGAAAUAGCUCACGGCCCUUCAAGACUGCUCAGAAAAAACAUCCAUCACUGUCAAUACAAAGACAUUAAAAUCAUUGCAGCAGUUGUUAUCCAGAGUCAUUGGCGGGGACACUUAUGCCGCAGAAAUAUUAGAUUGCUCCUUGCACAACAAGCUGCUGCCUUGGUGAUACAGUCAGCUUGGAGGAAAUACUCUAUUUGCAGGAAUAACUGGAACAAAGACAGCUCUUCACAUACCUGUAUUUCAAAGGACAUAUGCUUGGAUAUUAUGGAAAGGGCAGCUAUUGUCAUUCAGGCCACUUGGAAGGGUUAUGUUUUGAGGAAGAAGUUGGCUUCUGCCCUUGCUGCUGUUAAAACCAAUGAAGUGGAUGAUGAUUUUGAAGAAGUAAAUAUGGAGGAUUUUGCAUUUGAUGAGGCUGCCUUGGAGAAAGAAUGGAUAACUCUGGAUUCGAAAUGCUUCCCUUCCAAAAUGCUGCCACUCUCAGACCAGCUGUACUGGCCAAAGCCUCCAAGUCACCAAGCCAUAAAGGAUAAAAAUAUGCCUGUAGUAUUAUGCAACCCAAAACAAGCUUGGUUGAGUGAAGAGAGUGAAAAGAUGACUAAAGAGCAACAGAAUUCCUCAUCACUAAAUCCUGAGAGUAGCAGCAGAAGACUUUCAUCUGCUUCAAGAGCCGAGUCUGCUCUCACAUCAGAAAAGGAAAAACUGUUAGAAGAAUGGGGAAUAAAAGACAGCUAUACUGCUCAUUUGAUAUUGAGAAGAGCACAUAAAAUGAAAUCUAAGAAACAGCAGCAGAAGAAAUUACUUGACCCAGCUGUGCGUCUGGCAUUAUUCAAGAGCAAUGAAAAUAAACAUACCCCUGUGAAGCUACCAAAGAAAAUGUAUCCUCCAAAACUAAGCUGUUUUAAAGCAGGAUUUCUGCUGUACAAUGAAAUACAGAAAGAUAGUGUACAAGAACUUGCACCUUCGGACACAAUAAAAGGAGAUCAAUCUGAGUGCAGUAAAGAAAGGACAUAUCAGUGGCUUCACACACAAGUUGUAAUUUCUGACACCAGCUCCAGUUUUAUGAAAAGUGACCGUUUCCUUCCAGAGAUUGAUCCUGAUGUUCUGAAUGGUGGACGGGUUCAGCUUGUGGCAAGCCCUGUAAGCAGAGAAGGUCUGGAUCAAGAGACUCUGUCCAUGGCCAGCGGUAGUGCUUUGACUCAGCCUUGUAGAGAAUAUAAUCAAACACACAGACACUCAGUAGGACGUACAACGAAUAAAGUACCAGUUCCUGUAAGGGUUGAAUCUGCUCCAUCAAAAAAAGAACGUAUUUCCUUUCGGGACAAUCCUGUUCAGCUGAGUACUGGAUGGGGAGGAGGAAAGAAGAGGACCAGAAUGUGUAAAUAAUAUGUAUAGCACAUGCCAAUGUAACAAACAAAUCAUUAUAUUUCUUUCACCUUUUCUGUAUUCUGUUUAGUCUAAAUACUGUAUAUUGAAAAUGAUAACAUUUUAUUGAAAUAAAUAUCUAUAUAGGGUUUUUAUAUUAUAUUUAUUUUAUUUCAAUUCUGUAAAGAGCAUGUCUGUAUCUCAUUGAAGUGUUUAUUGAUUAUAUUCAUGAUUGUACUCACUGGUUCUAUUUUUGUGUUUAGUGUUUUCAUACUAUGCAUAUUUUCCUAGAAAGCUAGUUUGGGGAGGGGAAUUAAGAAUUGAAACACAGGAACCUUUAUAAAAUGAAUGUAGAGAAAAUACUACAAUUUAAGAUACAAUAUCUUAACAUUAUUAAGAUAACAUCAUUCUAAUAUAUUCAUUUAAGUACCAUUGACUUAAACAUGCAUUGGUCCUUGAAAUGUGACAAACUUUUAAAAAAGGUAUAUAAUGAUCUUAUUGCUACUAUGAACAAUAGGUUUAUUUUUAAAAUUCAUUUUAAUAGAUUCACUUAUCACAAUAUCACUUUUUAGAUUUUAGAUUUUAAUCCGACUCUAAAUUAAUUGGUAGAACAGACAAACAGUGCCAUUGCAAUUUUGUUUUUG
This is a messenger RNA of Lepisosteus oculatus (spotted gar), 6033 nucleotides long. The record is from RefSeq and is a predicted model, not a curated record. NCBI's taxonomy places the organism in Eukaryota, Metazoa, Chordata, Actinopteri, Semionotiformes, Lepisosteidae.